Messenger RNA from Fusarium mangiferae, 2619 nucleotides. RefSeq lists its product as uncharacterized. Bases 1 to 2619 code for a protein of 872 amino acids. NCBI's taxonomy places the organism in Eukaryota, Fungi, Ascomycota, Sordariomycetes, Hypocreales, Nectriaceae. The record is from RefSeq and is a predicted model, not a curated record. The transcript has a single exon.
AUGACCUCCUCGCCAGACGGCCUCCUGCUGCCUCCAGUGCCAGAUCAGGCUCCAGCCCAAGAGCAAGCUGCAGCGUCGUUUCGCCAAUCAAAGAUCUGCAUUUGCGUCGAUGUAUCUGGCAGCACGUAUGGACCUGCACUCACGGCUGAAAUAAAGGCAGUCAAGCAAGUGUGCUCUCUCAUACCCCAGAGCAUGUACGAAAACAUAACCAUCAUUCCCUGGAAUGACGCAUCGGAGCGACCGCGGUCACUCUCGCAAAUCCAUACCUUGGAAUCUGGAGGUGGAACUGAUCCAAAUGUUCUUCUGGAGGACCCAGAGUGCAGACUUCUUCUACAGGAAGCAGACUUUUGGUUUCUCAUGACAGACGGCGAGAUAGACCAGAGCGUGGUUCGUCAGUUUGCGCGAAAUCUCACCGACUACGGAAUGCACGGCAAAGCUUGCAUAGUCUCUGUCUUUGGUGAGAAGUUGAUGAAACCAAGCCACUGCAAUAUCACUGUCGGGCUGUCCGUCUUCGCCGUCAGCCCCCACGUAGUGUUUAUGUAUACCGACAUAGACACCAGCAAGACUACUCUGCUAUCCACCAAAGGAUGCUUCUCGAAUCUGUUGCCUGCGGGAAAAAGAAAUCCAACUUUGGACUAUGACACCAACUGGUCCGACCUACCUUUUGUUUCCUACGAAAACCUCACCCGAAUUUCUGUUCCCAGAGCUCAGAAGGUUGAGAAGGACGAGCUUAUUCUCCACGGAAACACUCGCGUCAACAUCAACAAUCUCGUAUCUCGCGAGACGAUUGAUGAAGACCUAAUGCGCCAGAUCAUGCUCAAUGAGGAUAAUAUCAAGACCAUCGCACUGACCGCCAAGAUUAGGGGAGAGUCUGAUAAACUGACCAAGUGGCUGGAUAAGGUCGAUGCCAAGAUCGAACAAGACAGUAUAAGUGAGGCCUUUGGUCACAAAGACUCCCAGCUUCUAAAAGAUACUAUAGCAGAGAUAGGAGAAGCGAAUGAGACUCAAGUAUCCCUAGAUGACUACGGAGCAAUGGGAUAUGGUGCCCAAAACGCAUAUGCCUUCGAACCUUACCCAGCUCACAUUUCAUUUCCCCACGCCUACCAUCAGGAGUUUAAAAAAAGCUCUACUAGAAUGAGAGCCCUUACAGAGCCGAACACUCGUUUAGCUGCACCGGAGAACAUCGGUGGCUACGAAUUUGAACACCUUCAUUCUCUUACGCCUUCAAAUGACCCUUGGACACGAAGCAUUCUGCUCCCCAAAGGCCUUAGCCAAACGACACAGCCCGAUAAGCUGUCUUCCAUUCCACAAACGAAUGAAAAGCCACAGAGCUAUGAACCUUUCACAGAAACAACCACCGGCAACCAAGGCGACCACCUAAACCUUGCCAUUGCAGGGUUUCUGAAACCAACUCAGGCCAGGGACCAGCAUAUUUUAGACUGUCCUAAGUGCGGUAGAGCAAGAGCCGUUAUGACACUUCUCCUCAAAGCACCUGACCAGUCGAUGGCUACCAAGAACUUUCCAUCUGUCAACAGCACGUCAAAACUUGUCUACCCACUGACUAUGGGUAACUAUCCUGAGACGGACAUUAUAUCCGACACAAUUGCAUGUGAUAAGUGUGCCGUGGCUAUGGUUGGAACCAAGAAGGCAGCGCACAAAGAGACUCUUGUGGUUGCUCUGCCCCUCGUGUCUUACAGCAAGAACCGAGAUGCCUGGCUACAAACGGUAAACAUCGCUACUAGUAGACGGUUCCAUCGUUCAGACCUUGCCCAGGUAUUUCUCAGUAUCAUCUUUACCAAGAUCGAGCGCCUUCUAUCAGAAUCCUCCAAGGUUCCCAAUCUUCACAAUGCUUUGAACUGGCAGGCAACCAUGAUCCAGUCCGAAGUUGUACUUCAAGCAGAGAACUUUCCUCAUGUUUGUCAGCUUGGAGUCGGUCUUAUGAACGAAGUUAUCUUACGUACCUACCGGGAUUGCCUUGUACACGACAAGUUCCCACUGCUGCUAAGCUAUCCUCUUGAUGGCUUCAUUGUUACUAAUGCGGCAUUGUCCAACUCGAAAUACAGCGGCGCCCUAUCGCAGCCUAAGCGAAAGUCUGUCGUUCUGCUGCGCUUCCUAUAUCACCUCCUUGAGAACUGUUGCGCCUACGAACAGGAGAACGGCCCUCUUCAGCUACACGCUGCCAAAACACUUAUACUGCUGAUGGACGAUCCCAGCGGCCCACGGUCAUUAUUCAAGUGGAGGUCUCUAAGGGCCUUCUCUUUCCGGUUUGACAGUCUUCAAGAUCUGCAAAAGUACUUAUCAAACCACGCUGUCAUGGACCGGUAUCGCCUGUCUCUCACGGCAGCAGAUCUUCUGGAUACGCCACUCCUCACAGCUACAGGAUUGGCCGAUUUCAGGAGACUCGGUCCACUGUUCAGUUGGAUUGAAAGGGAGGCCGGUAACGCAAUCGCGGUAUUCGUUCACUAUCUCAUGCGUCUUGAUACAACACCGUGUUUGCCAAGUAUUCUAUUCCAGAGAUUGAGAGAGAGGGAGGAAGUCAAAGAAGCAUUGGCAGACCCUGGGUCAUUGAGUGCGAGAGCAGUGGAGAGGCUGAUAAAGCCUUUGACAGUUCUGCAAUAA